Messenger RNA from Trichoderma virens Gv29-8, 777 nucleotides. RefSeq lists its product as uncharacterized. The transcript has a single exon. The record is from RefSeq and is a predicted model, not a curated record. Lineage: Eukaryota; Fungi; Ascomycota; Sordariomycetes; Hypocreales; Hypocreaceae. The coding region runs from base 221 to 571 and encodes 116 amino acids.
CGCAACGGCGUAAAAAGGAAAGUUGACUCAGUGAUGCCACUCCUUUCGGGAAAGCGCCCACACACUUAUGGCGUAGUGGUUGCGUGUGAAAAGGUUUCAGAAACGCGGUGUGCAAUCCCGAAUUCCUGUCGAGUGGAAUCGGAUGCGAAUCAAGGGAAGCCCCCCUCGCAUCGACCAUGUAGUAGAGAGUACGCGUACUUGAUGGCAUGACUGUACAAGCAUGCGAUGCCACAGAACAGAUGGGAAGGCACAACAAACGGCAACUGUUGGGUUGUACAACCGACAGAUGCGUGGCAAGGCUUGCUCCGCUCGUCUUCUGCAUCUAUCCGCUGACCGGCCGUUUAUACGAGAAGUCGUCGAUUGCACGAGCCGGCGCGUGUCAAUGUCGGCCACAUCCGAAGCGCCAAGUCGCUCUCUGCUGUCAAGAUGGCGUUUGCACAUUGCAUCCUUGCUUUCUUCCGAGUUGCUCUUGCUCGUACACCGAUCGGAAGAUGGAAGAGGCCGCCAAGUCGAGCAGACCAGGCCUUGGCUGAGACUCUGGACCCGCGUGGCUGGCUGCGUGCUCACAUGAGUGAUGAGAAGGAGUCGGCACCCAGCAGCUGUCGGUGACCACCAUUGGCUGCAACAUCCCAGCUGUGGCUUGACCGUUGAAGUCUCGAUGCCAUUCGUACCCAAAUCUAGGGGAGAUGACAAGGUUAAGGACGAGAUGUGCGUUUUGUGUUGAGUGAGAAGGAAGCUGAGCUUGGAUCUACACCCUGCGGUUCCUUCCCCGUCUUC